AUGAAUGAAGAGUUGGGGAAGAGAUCAGGAAUUAGGAGAGAGGAAACAGGGAGCAUCCUCAAGAUGACCGAACUGUCUCAAGUCUACACUGCAACCAGAGAGACACUCGUCUCGAAUAAGAUUACUCACACUGGAGCACAUGCAUUGUCUCUAGAAUGGGUAUUUGGGAAGAAUCCUGCUUCCCCUGCCUUUACUCUCCUGGACCACGACCAGCUGGUGGUCCUCUUUGCUGGAGCUAAUGUUGGGGUCAUCUACAAUCACACAACACACUCCCAGCACACACUCCAGGGUCACUGCUGCCCAAUCUCAUGCAUGUGUGUCAGUGAGGACAGACGCUGGAUCGCAUCAUCAGACCAGGGGCCGAAGAGCACAGUGAUGAUAUGGGACUCCUACUCUGGCAUUCCAGUCCAUACCUUGUUCGAUUGCCACCCCGAGGGAGGUGUCGCUGCGAUGGCAUUUUCAGGAGACACAAAGCUUCUGGUAACUCUCGGGGGUGAGGACGUUCAAUGUGUGUGUAUUUGGGAUUGGACAAAUGCAACUGAUAAGCCUCUGUGGUUUACUCAACUCAAUCCCACCCAUGGUUUCCAAGAUUACAUCAUUUUUAAUCCAAACGAUAGCGCUCAGCUGCUCAGCAACAGUAAAAGCCAGUUGCUGUUGUACAGCAGUGCCAAUGGCAGUCUGCAAUACUUUGCCCUGGAGGUUAAGAAGUAUUUUGCAGACACUCAAACUGUCAGCAAGGCUGCGGGGUCCCUGACCCAGUCUGUGUUUCACUGUAAAAAGUCCCAGAUCCUCACAGCGACGGCGGGCGGCUACCUUGUAGUGUGGGAUCUGAUGGAAGACUUAGCUGCACAUGAAAGUUUCCCCAGACAGAGAAUCAAGUUCAUUCACAUCCAGAAGGAUCCAAUCACUGUCCUCACCGUCAUUGGCAGCUGCAUUGUGACUGGCGACACUCAAGGCCACGUCAAAUUUUAUGAUGAAGGAUCCCUGCAUUGCACACUGAGGUACACUGAAUUCAACCUGGAUGCUAUUCUCUCCAUUUCCUUUUCCAAAGAGUGUGUGGAGGGACACCUGGAGGACAAACCAUUUAUCUUCAGGAACUUUGUUGUGUCAACAGCCAGUUCCACAGUGGUGCAUGUGAAUACACAGACAGGCGUCCCUCAGAUCCUGCUCCAUAAGGAAAGUGAGCCCGUACAUGCAUUGGCCUGCCACCCCAAACAGCCAGCUGUGGCCAUGGGAAAUCAAAGGGGUGUUUUAAAAGUGUGGGACUAUGAAAACAAAGUCAUCAUCGGCAGGAGGGUCUUUGAGACAGAGGAGCAGAUUCAGUGUGUCACGUUUGACUCUCAAGGACGAUACCUGGCAGUCGGCUUCGGCAGUGGAGCGGUUCACAUACUGAAUCCCAGCACUUUACAAAGUGAUCCAGAGGAAAUAUUUCAUUACACUAAAGACGCCAUCCACCACAUCACCUUCUCCUCAGACUCAAAGUACCUUGCCACUGCGGAUGCGGGCAAAGCAGUGACGGUGUUACGCUUGCAGAGUAAUGAUGGCUCUCUGCCUCGUUGGGCGUAUAUGGGCAGGUACCACUCCCACUACAAGCCCAUCAAAGACCUUCUCUUCGGGGUUCAUCUGGACAGCACACAACCCAGACUGCUCUCUCUGGGAAUGGACCGCCGACUGGUGGAGUAUGAUCUGGAAAACAGUGACUUAAAUAAGCUUCUCAUCCUAAGCUCGGAGCGCAUUGAGCAAAGCGCUGUGCCCGUGGGCAUGACUUGGUAUCCUCCUCUUUCGACAGAGCAGUUUCUUCUCGUUGCCUCAGACCAAUACAAGAUGAAGCUUUUCAACAGCACCACCAAGAUGUGCAGAAAGACUCUCCUCGGCCCAACAUACGGCUCUCCCAUUAAGAAGGCAGUAGUCCUCCCCAUGAGUAAAGAACCUGAAGCCAACUCAUACUACAUGGCUUACCUCACAGAGGACAAGGUGGGUCUCCAGAUUAUGCCUCUGGAUGGGAACCCCUUCAAGUCCAAUGCUGUGAUCUGCCAUCCGACAGGGGUGUCCACGUUUGCCUGCUCCUACGACGGCCGAUUUGUUUUCACUGCAGGAACAUCUGACUGCGCUGUCCUGUCGUGGGAGAUAGACUUGAAUGCAUUGGAGGCGGCAGCUUCCUUGGGAGGGAAGGACCUGAUGCCCUUUUACGCUCUUCUCGAAGGAGGCAGAGAUGGGAAAUUCUACAGGGAGAUGGAGGACUUUUUCUAUUACUGCCAAAUUCGUCAUCAAGGCAUUGAUUCAAUGGAGAAACGACAAUUGUCUACCAAAAUCCUCCUGUCAGACGUUCCCUCUCUAAUGAGAGCUUUGGCCUACUUCCCUACAGAGCAAGAGAUAGAAGAUAUGCAUAACGAGGUUAAGUUCAGCACGUAUGCAGAAACAGGAAAAUAUGUGACCGACAUCAACCUGGAGGAGUUUAUCAAGCUGUACGUCAACCAUCGACCGGCUUUAGGCAUCUCUAGCAAUGAGCUUCUUCAAGCUUUUCACAUCCUUGGUCACCGUGAUAAUACAGGAAAGCACGUUUUAAAUAAACAUGCUCUGCUCGAACUUCAACAGACUCGAGGAGAACACAUGACCGAGGAAGAGGUGACAGAGUGUUUCACUACACUGUUAUGCCUCAAUGAAGAGGAGGAAGAAGAAGGAGAAGAAGGAGGACAAGGAGGGGAGCAAUCUGACGGUGGAAAUUUGGGGUAUUUGCUGGAGUCUGUGAUCCCAGAUGAGAUAUCCGUGAAGACAUUUGCAGGUCACAUCUUGGGUUUCCCGUCCUCAGCUGAGCAGUGACUGAGGCCGAUCUUCCCCCAGAGGGAUGAAAGCAAGAAAACUGUGUGUUCGUCCAAGAGAA
Molecule: messenger RNA, 2881 nt
Organism: Pseudoliparis swirei
Lineage: Eukaryota; Metazoa; Chordata; Actinopteri; Perciformes; Liparidae
Gene: cfap251
Product: cilia and flagella associated protein 251
Exons: 21
Coding region: 1-2820 (939 amino acids)
Cellular component (GO): sperm flagellum
Molecular function (GO): protein binding
Source: RefSeq, a predicted model, not a curated record